Messenger RNA from Aethina tumida (small hive beetle), 432 nucleotides. RefSeq lists its product as uncharacterized. The record is from RefSeq and is a predicted model, not a curated record. The coding region runs from base 27 to 386 and encodes 119 amino acids. NCBI's taxonomy places the organism in Eukaryota, Metazoa, Arthropoda, Insecta, Coleoptera, Nitidulidae. The transcript is spliced from 2 exons.
CAACAGUUUCUGCUAACUCAGCGCCGAUGAAGACCGAUGAACACCGAACGGCUAAGUUGUUUAAUAACAAUCAAAUCAAUGAAUUUACACAGAUUGUUUCAGAGAUGAACCAGCUGCGCACUAAGGUGAAUCUGGGAGGCCUCCUGCAAGCACUGAAGGACCUGAACAGCAUGCUAGUCAGAAACCAGUUCCUUUCCCAAAAGUUCAUGAUUUUCGUGAACUUCUGCGAAACUUCCCUGGACAGUUAUGAGAAAGCCUUGAGCAAAACUCGCACCCAGUACCCACAGUUCCUGCAGCAGCACCACCACCACCAGCAGCACAUCGGCAAGAAACGCGGCCGCUUCCUGAUGCGCCAGCACAACAUACAUGUGUAUUCAUCAUUUUAAUUAAAAACGAAUGUUUUAUAAAUACAACAAUGGAAAAAAAAUAUGA